Messenger RNA from Neoarius graeffei (lesser salmon catfish), 2936 nucleotides. RefSeq names its product poly(A)-specific ribonuclease (deadenylation nuclease) (gene parn). Gene Ontology annotation, biological process: nuclear-transcribed mRNA poly(A) tail shortening. NCBI's taxonomy places the organism in Eukaryota, Metazoa, Chordata, Actinopteri, Siluriformes, Ariidae. Gene Ontology annotation, molecular function: poly(A)-specific ribonuclease activity; metal ion binding; RNA binding. Gene Ontology annotation, cellular component: cytoplasm; nucleus. The record is from RefSeq and is a predicted model, not a curated record. The transcript has 27 exons. The coding region runs from base 254 to 2218 and encodes 654 amino acids.
UUCAGUCAUGAGCAGAUGGGGAUUACUGAUAGUUUUUAUUUGUUUUGAUGUCGUUAAUGCACACAGUGCAGAGUGUAAAGCUCAUCUUUUUUAUUACGAGUUUAUGUGCAGAAAGAGUUUGAGCAGAGCAGAGACUCCGGGCUGCGUUUCUCCGCCGAGCCUGCAGAGGCCGGAAGUGCAGCGGUGUGAGCCGGAAGUGACGGAGGGGAGCGGUUAAAGCGGCAGAGAGCGGUUGUGUUCUCACACUGCAGUGAUGGAGGUAACACGGCAAAGUUUUAAAGGGGCCCUCCGCGAGGUCCGCGGCGCGGUGCAGGAGGCCGACUUCCUGGCCAUCGAUGGAGAGUUUUCAGGUCUAAGCGACGGGCCGGCGGUGAGCAUGCUGACCAACGGGAUGGACACGCCGGAGGAGCGUUACAGUAAACUCAGGAAGCACUCGAUGGACUUCCUGCUCUUUCAGUUCGGCCUCUGUGCCUUCAGAUAUGACCAAUCGCAGUCCAAGUACUUCACGAAAGCUUUUAACUUUUACAUUUUCCCCAAACCGUUCAGCAGAGCAUCACCAGAUAUCAAAUUCAUCUGUCAGAGCUCCAGUAUUGACUUCCUGGCCAGUCAGGGGUUCGACUUCAACAAGGUGUUCCGUAACGGGAUUCCAUACCUGAACCAGGGGGAGGAGUCUCAGUUGAGGGAGCAGUAUGAGGAGAGGCGGAGCCAGAACAAUGGGGUGGGGACUCCCUCCUAUGUCUCGCCCACUUCUGGGAAGGGACCAAUGAACAUUCCUGAGGAGCACAAGGACUUCAUCAACAGAGUGGUAGAGAAAGUGGAAGCGCUUCUGAACAACUCUGAGAAGACGGUGGACUUGGAGCCGUGCUCUGGGUUUCAGAGGAAGCUUAUCUAUCAGACCCUCAACUGGAAGUUUCCCAAAGGACUUCAUAUUGAAACCGUGGAGAAUGAGAAGAAGGAACGUUUCAUCCAGAUCAGUCAGGUGGAUGAAGAGGAGAGGAAGAGGAUCGAGCAGCAGAAAUAUGAACGAGAGCAGGAGGAACUGAACGAUGCAGUCGGCUUCUCCAGAGUUAUCCAUGCCAUUUCUAAAUCUGGUAAACUGGUGGUUGGUCACAACAUGCUGCUGGACGUCAUGCACACCAUCCACCAGUUCUACUGCCCCUUACCUGAGGAGUUGGAUGACUUCAAAGAGGUCGCGAUGUGUGUGUUUCCUCGACUGCUGGACACGAAGCUGAUGGCGUCGAUGCAGCCUUUCAAGGAGCGGAUUACGAACACGUCUCUGGCAGAGCUGGAGAAGCAGCUAAAGGAGAAACCUUUCAAAGCCCCCAGAGUCGAAUGUUCUGAGGGAUUUCAGAGUUAUGACACUGCAUCUGAGCAACUGCACGAAGCUGGUUAUGAUGCUUACAUCACUGGACUCUGCUUCAUCUCCAUGGCCAACUACCUAGGUUCGUUCCUCACCCCUCCGAGAGCUCACAUCUCUGCUCAUUCUGAACUCCUUGAGCCUUUUUACAACAAGUUGUUCCUUAUGCGGGUGGUUGAUAUUCCUUAUCUGAACAUUAGCGGACCAGACUUGCAGCCGAAGCGGGACAACGUUCUUUACGUCACCUUUCCAAAAGAAUGGAAAACUAGUGACUUGUACCAGCUGUUCAGCGCCUUCGGAAACAUCCAGGUGUCUUGGGUGGACGAUACAUCAGCGUUCGUGUCUCUCAGCCAGCUGGAGCAGGUGCAGAUUGCGGUGAACACGAGUCAGUACGCAGAGAGUUACCGAAUCCAGACGUACGCAGAGUACAUGCAGUCUAAACAGAAAAGCACACACAUGCACCGGAAGUGGGGGGAAGGUGGGUGGGCGGAGCCUCCCUACCGUGCUGUUGCCAUGACAUCAACUUCUGCGGGACAUGACAGGUGUAUCUUGAGUGGGAAAAGGAGCAUCAGCCCCACUCGGGCCAAUCAGACCCCUGAGAGCAACUGGAGCACCUUUGGCAUCAAAAAGAGGAUUAGGAAAGAUGGUGCUGCGAGUGCUGACUCUUCCUUCUCCGACACUGUCGACUCAAAAAAGAUGGAUGAUUGGCUCAGAACAGUGCCUGAAGGGGGCGGAGCUUCUACAAGCCCAGAAAAGGAAGGAGGGGAGAUGGCAGAACCAUGGCCUCAGUCUUCAGCCAAUCAGAAUCAGGGGUCUCAGGCCACGUCAUCUGGUCUGUUUGACGUCCCUCAAGUUUGGUAGCGACGACCAAUCGGAGGUCUUCAUCUGAACACUGGGCUGACUGAUCAGCCAAUCUGGGGCCUCUACUUGAGCAAACGCGGCUCCCCAGCAGCCAGUUGGAAGAGACUUAAACUCCUACUGUUUCUUUGGAUUGACUGUUGGGAGGGACCACUUGCUCAACAGCCAAUAAGCAGAGAGCUUCCGAGACCACUCUCAUACAAGAGCCAAUCAGAAGCCUCCAUCUAAGAAUGCAGCCAAUCAGCAGAGAGGCUGCUGGAUCAUGCAGUCAAACAUGUGACCUGAAGCCAUAAACAUUCGUGUGGUAUCGCACACACAUGCACACGUGGUUUUACACUGUAAUGGCGUGUGUGUGUGUGUGUGUGUGUGUGUGUGUGUGAGAGAGCGCUGUAGCUGAUCCUAGAAUGGGUGUCGAACAUUUAAAAAUGUGGUAAUCAAAUAUUUUUAAACACUGUAUGUAUGGUUUUGUUUGAUGUAUUUUUUAAGAGUGUGUUUCUAGUGUAAAUCAACCCUGUCCCCACUUUUUUUAAGUGAACACGCCCUUUUUGAGCAGCUCUAUUUAUUUUGUGUGUGUGUGUGCGUGUCAGUCAAUGUCAUCUCUCGUCUCACGGCUGGGGGGGAGUCCAAAAUAAUAUUUUGUCAGAAGAAUGCCUGUAACUUGUUUUUCUUUUGUAUGAUGUCCUCUUUCUGAGAGGAGAAAAGAAUUAAAGACUGUUUCUUA